This is a messenger RNA of Nomascus leucogenys (northern white-cheeked gibbon), 3849 nucleotides long. It is a transcript of the gene MORN1, whose product is annotated as MORN repeat containing 1. The record is from RefSeq and is a predicted model, not a curated record. Gene Ontology annotation, cellular component: cytosol. Lineage: Eukaryota; Metazoa; Chordata; Mammalia; Primates; Hylobatidae.
AAAAAAAAGAUCAGGUUUUGAUAGGCACUGUUUUUAGAAUCAAAUAAACGGGUCUGGAAUGAACUCAGAACUAACACUAGUAUCUUCAGGUAGAACCUGACCCUGAUUUGGGACAGAUAACAGUAGCCUGUGGUAACCCCCUGCCCUCCUCCCCGACAUUUUCCCGUAAACUCUGCCCCCAAGAUGUGCCUGGGGAACUGGUGGGGAGGGAGCCCUGCCCAUUCCAGGAACUGCGGGAAUUGGCGGGUGGCACAUCCAGCAACUAGGAAGAGAUGAAGCCGGUCAGGCCGUCCUUGGGUAUGAGUGUGGAUUUUCUCCCCAGGGAUAGGAGGCCACUGAAGGGCCACAGCAGGGGAUGGGAGAGUCUGCUCCUCCCCUGUGUGCCUCACUGACACUGCCGCUCUGCCUUCCCCUGGCUCACUCAUCUCCUGCAACAAGGCUCCCAACCUGCCCCUCACCACCUCCCGAGCACUUCUGCUCUCUCAAGGACCUGCACUUGUUUCAAGCCAGCCGUCCUCUCACUGGGCCUGUCUUCUCUGCACCAAGUUAUGGUGUCUACGUAUACUCAAAUUCCUUCUUUCGAUAUGAAGGAGAAUGGAAAGGAGGGAGGAAGCACGGUCACGGGAAGUUGUUAUUUAAAGAUGGCAGUUAUUACGAAGGGGCGUUUGUGGACGGAGAGAUCAUGGGAGAAGGCCGCCGGCACUGGGCCUGGUCAGGAGACACCUUUUCUGGACAGUUUGUUCUGGGAGAGCCUCAAGGAUACGGCGUCAUGGAGUACAAAGCCGGCGGAUGUUACGAAGGGGAGGUCUCCCACGGCAUGCGGGAAGGACACGGGUUUCUGGUGGACCAGGAUGGACAAGUGUACCAGGGCUCCUUCCAUGACAACAAGAGGCACGGCCAUGGGCAGAUGCUCUUUAAGAACGGUGACAAGUACGACGGCGACUGGGUCCGGGACCAGCGUCAGGGACAUGGGGUGCUGCGCUGCGCUGACGGCUCCACCUACGAGGGACAGUGGCACAGCGACGUCUUCAGUGGACUGGGCAGCAUGGCCCACUGCUCAGGGGUCACCUAUUACGGGUUGUGGAUCAAUGGCCACCCAGCAGAACAAGCUACAAGGAUCAUGAUCUUGGGUCCGGAGGUGAUGGAAGUGGCCCAAGGAUCUCCCUUCUCGGUGAACGUUCAGCUGCUGCAGGACCACGGGGAAAUUGCCAAGAGCGAGAAUGGCCGGGUCCUGCAGAUCUCAGCGGGCGUCAGAUACGUGCAGCUGUCAGUCUACUCUGAGGUCAGCUUUUUCAAAGUGGACAGAGACAACCAAGAGACACUCAUCCAGACCCCAUUUGGGUUCGAAUGCAUCCCUUAUCCUGUGUCCAGCCCCGCAACUGGGGUGCCAGGGCCCAGAGCUGCCAAGGGAGGUGCAGAAGCCGACAUGCCCCUGCCCAGGGGAGACCUGGAGCUGCAUUUGGGUGCCCUCCGUGGCCAGGAGGACACCCCUGGUGGCCUGCUUGCCAGGGGACACGCACCCCAUUGUCCCGGGGCCUGUCGGCGAGUGGAGCAGGGCUGUGCCGAGUUCACAGAUGUCCUCCUGGGGCCGCCCCCGCCCGGGUACCACCCCUUCCUGUUCCUGGACAGCCUCCACAAGAAGGCAGGCGGCAGAUCCAGAGGCGACCUGCACCCCAGGGGGACACCACCCACCGCACAGGAGCCGCCUGGAGGCAGCAGGCCUGAGGGGACAGUAAUGGAGGAGCCAGCUGCGGCAGCAUACCCAGGGGAGUACGUGCUCACGAUCCGCGACGUGACCACCCCGCCGUUCCUGGGGCACAGGCUGCCCCCCGCCUUCAAACACCUGCGGGUCGUAGCGAAGAGGGCUGGCCAGCCACCCCAUGUCCUGGAAAAAGGUCCUGAAGCCUCAAGCGGCUGGCAGGUCGCCCACAGCUGCACCCCAGAGCCACCAGCGCCUUGGUGAGGCCCUGUGUCCACAGGAGGCCACCUCAGUGUGAACGGAAGGAAACGCUGCCUCUGCUUGUGGGACUCUGCUCCCCGAUUCUCCAGAGCCCCGCAGCUGCCGGCUUGAAUAAAAUGCUCAGUGUCAGCUAUGGAGGGCACUGCUCCUUGGGCCCCACGCCAGCAGCAAGGCCCUCCCCAUGCACCCACACACUCACGGGCGAGGCAGCAGGACUGGGCCCCACGUCCUUGCUCACUGCUGUGGCCCCCGAUCUGCGCAGAGCCCUGGGAAGCCUGGGGGCUCAGGCGGGACACAUGGGAUGGCUCGUCUCAGUGCCUCAAGGCCAGGCCUGUGGCAGUAUCCCAGGCACCCUUCGAGGCCAGCACGUCUGUCCCACCCACACUGUUCCCAGGCCCAGCCGCAGUCGGUGCCGGAAUUCCCUGCCAGGCUGGGGCUGAGAAGGAGGGUCCCUGUCUCCCUGCCACAGAGCUCUGCAGUGAAGCCCAGCCAGCCAACCCCCUGGCCUCUGCCUGGCACUACCCACUCCAGGCAAUCCUGCCUGCAGGACGGGCUCCCAUGGCAAGAGGCAGGAAGCAUGCAAUCAGCUCUGCUGACCAGGUGUCCUGCCUGCCUGACGCCUCCACCCCGCACUGACCAGGGAGGAUGGUCAGGGACAUUUUACAGCUGCCUCUGGAGGGCCCCUCAACCAGAGAGGGGCCAGAAGGUCAUUGGGGAGGGGGCACUGAGAUGGCCCAUGGGCAGCCAGCCACUCGGUCAGCACAGAAGGUGGCCACUGCAGAGACCCUGCCUCCUGGCCCCGCCGCGCCUGCCCUGGCCCCUGGCUUCACCCCGCCCACCUGGGGCCUGUGCAGCUUGGCUGGUCUCACCCUCUGCCCUCCCAGCGCUGGGCAGGGAGCCAGCCUCCUCAGGCCCUUGCUCUCCUGGCGGCCCCUCAGACCCGCCGCCGUCCUUGCAGCCCACCCUCUCAUAAGACCACCGUUUGGAGCCCUGGGGAGGGGGCGUCCAGGGCCUAGCCCCAGCCCCACACCAGACCCAUGCCCCCGAUGUUUCCCUCAUGCUGCUGUCCCCGGCUCUCCCACGACUAGCACCGACCUCCUUGCAUUGCGGCCAGACCCACCCUCCCACCGUCCAGGCGCACUUCCCUGGGAGCACACCAUCUCCCGGGCCAGCUGCGGCCGGGGCGUCUCUCCAGACCUGCACAGGGAGCUGCUUCUGCUCGGCGGAGGGAGGCUGUGGACAGAGGAGCUGCAUUCACAGCAGUGCAGGAACCCGGGGCAGCCCGUGGGCACACGGGGUGAAGAUCCACCCAGAAGCUGGGGUGCUCCACAGUGGGGGGCCCUGGGGAGCUCUCAGGGAAAGCCUGGUUGGGGCCAGGUUGGGCUCAGCGUGGUGGAUGCACUGAAGGCGGCCUGCUGCCCAGGGGCAGAGGGGCGGGCUGGGGGGCAUUGCAGGGAAGAACCAGACCAGAUCAUGGGGUGCUGGGUCCCCCAUCCUUGGAGGUGACAAGCUGGAGGCCACUAGAGCUGCAGCAAGGGGACCCUUCCUCUGCCAGGGCAGAGUGUUCCCAAGGCCCCCUGGUUCUGAGCUCUGCAAUUUGGAGGCCGAGCGCAUGUGGGGGGCUCUGGCAUCCCCAAAGUUUCCCCAGAUACCCAGGCGUCCAUUUCAGACAGGAAGGCAGGCAGCCACCCUCCCGCACCUUCUAGAAGCCCAGAGCCCGUGGCAAGGCUGCGUCUCCCAGCUGCGGCCAUCCUCGAGGCUCCCAGAGCCCAGGGCGGCUUCGUCACAGCCAUGGCUCCAGCCUCUGGUCCCUGGAGCCUGUGAGCACCUGGCGGUUCUGACACUGCCCCUUACCCUUGGAGUUGGCUACGCCCAUCGAAAGGGAGGCU